Molecule: messenger RNA, 5721 nt
Organism: Dipodomys spectabilis (banner-tailed kangaroo rat)
Lineage: Eukaryota; Metazoa; Chordata; Mammalia; Rodentia; Heteromyidae
Gene: Col11a1
Product: collagen type XI alpha 1 chain
Exons: 67
Coding region: 1-5442 (1813 amino acids)
Molecular function (GO): extracellular matrix structural constituent
Source: RefSeq, a predicted model, not a curated record
AUGGAGCCGUGGUCCUCCAGGUGGAAAACGAAACGGUGGCUGUGGGAUUUCACCCUGACAACCCUCGUCGUGACGCUCCUGUUCCCAGCCCGCGAGGUUAGAGGAGCUGCUCCAGUUGAUGUACUAAAAGCACUAGAUUUUCACAAAUCUCCAGAGGGAAUAACAAAAACAACAGGAUUCUGCACAAACAGAAAGAAUUCAAAAGGGUCAGAUACUGCUUACAGAGUUUCAAAGCUAGCACAAAUCAGUGCCCCAACCAAACAACUCUUUCCAGGAAAUUUCCCUGAAGAUUUCUCAAUAUUAUUCACAGUAAAACCCAAAAAAGGAAUUCAAUCUUUCCUUUUAUCUAUCUAUAAUGAACAUGGUAUUCAGCAAGUUGGUGUUGAGGUUGGAAGAUCACCUGUUUUUCUGUUUGAAGACCACACUGGAAAACCCGCCCCAGAAGACUAUCCCCUCUUUAGAACUGUUAAUAUUGCUGAUGGAAAGUGGCAUCGAGUAGCAAUCAGCGUGGAGAAGAAAACUGUGACGAUGAUUGUGGAUUGUAAGAAGAAAACCACAAAACCACUCGACAGAAGCGAGAGAUCGAUUGUGGAUACCAAUGGGAUUACCGUGUUUGGAACAAGGAUUUUGGAUGAAGAAGUUUUUGAGGGUGACAUUCAGCAGUUCCUGAUCUCUAGCGAUCCCAAGGCCGCAUAUGACUACUGUGAGCACUACAGUCCUGACUGUGACUCCACCGCACCCAAAGCUGCGCAGGCUCAGGAGCCUCAGAUCGACGAGAAAAAGAAAUCCAAUUUCAAAAAGAAGACAAGGACAGUGACUACUUCCUCAAAGAAAACCAAAAAGUUUACACCCCCCAAAUCUGAAAAAUUUGCAUCCAAGAAGAAGAAAAGUUAUCAAGCACCAGCAAAAGCCAAGCUAGGGGUAAAGGCCAAUAUUGUAGAGGAUUUCCAAGAGUAUAACUAUGGAACAAUGGAAAGUUACCAGACAGAAACUCCUGUUCCUGUGUCUGGCACGAAUGAGCCAUAUCCUGUUGAAGAAGGUUUUACUGAAGAAUAUCUUACUGGAGAGGAUUAUGACCCUCAGAGGAAAAAUUCCGAGGAUACACUAUAUGAAAACAAAGAAAUAGACGGCAGGGACUCUGACCUUCCGGUAGAUGGAGAUUUAGGCGAAUAUGAUUUUUAUGACUAUGAAGAUAAACCAACCAGCCCCUCUAUUGAAGAAUUUGGGCCAGGCGUACCAGCAGAAACUGAUUUCACAGAGACAAGUAUAAAUGGCCAUGGUGCCUAUGGAGAAAAAGGACAGAAGGGUGAACCGGCUGUGGUGGAACCUGGAAUGCUUGUUGAAGGACCCCCUGGACCAGCAGGACCUGCAGGCCUUAUGGGUCCCCCAGGCCUACAGGGUCCUUCUGGACCCCCCGGUGACCCUGGUGAUAGGGGCCCCCCCGGACGCCCUGGCUUACCAGGGGCUGAUGGCCUGCCUGGCCCUCCUGGUACUAUGCUGAUGUUACCGUUCCGUUAUGGUGGUGAUGGUUCCAAAGGACCAACCAUCUCUGCUCAGGAAGCACAAGCCCAGGCCAUUCUGCAGCAGGCUCGGAUUGCACUAAGAGGUCCACCAGGCCCAAUGGGUCUCACUGGAAGGCCCGGUCCUGUGGGGGGCCCUGGUUCUGCGGGGGCCAAAGGUGAGAGUGGUGACCCAGGUCCUCAGGGUCCUCGAGGUGUUCAAGGUCCACCUGGUCCGACAGGAAAACCCGGAAAAAGGGGACGCCCAGGUGCUGAUGGAGGAAGAGGAAUGCCUGGAGAACCUGGGUCAAAGGGAGAUCGAGGGUUUGAUGGCCUACCUGGUCUGCCAGGGGACAAAGGUCACAGGGGUGAACGCGGUCCCCAAGGCCCUCCAGGCCUUCCAGGCGAUGAUGGAAUGAGGGGAGAAGAUGGAGAAAUAGGGCCACGUGGUCUUCCAGGUGAAGCUGGCCCACGAGGUUUGCUGGGACCACGAGGAACCCCAGGCCCUACAGGGCAACCUGGUAUUGCAGGCAUAGAUGGCCCCCCAGGACCCAAAGGUAACAUGGGUCCCCAAGGAGAGCCAGGACCUCCUGGCCAGCAAGGAAAUCCAGGACCUCAAGGUCUUCCUGGUCCUCAAGGUCCAAUUGGUCCUCCUGGUGAAAAAGGACCACAAGGAAAACCAGGACUUGCUGGACUUCCUGGUGCUGAUGGGCCUCCUGGUCAUCCAGGAAAAGAAGGCCAGUCUGGGGAAAAGGGUGCUCUGGGUCCUCCUGGUCCCCAAGGUCCUAUUGGCUACCCUGGUCCCCGAGGAGUGAAGGGAGCGGAUGGCGUUAGAGGUCUCAAGGGAUCUAAAGGCGAAAAGGGUGAAGAUGGCUUUCCAGGAUUCAAAGGUGACAUGGGUCUCAAAGGUGACAGAGGAGAAGUUGGUCAACUAGGCCCAAGAGGAGAAGAUGGUCCUGAAGGCCCCAAAGGUCGUGCAGGGCCAACUGGAGACCCUGGUCCCUCUGGUCAGGCAGGAGAGAAGGGAAAACUUGGAGUUCCAGGAUUACCAGGAUAUCCAGGAAGACAAGGUCCAAAGGGUUCCACUGGAUUUCCCGGAUUUCCAGGUGCCAACGGGGAGAAAGGUGCACGGGGAGUAGCUGGGAAACCAGGCCCUCGCGGUCAGCGUGGUCCAACGGGUCCUCGAGGUUCGAGGGGAGCCAGAGGCCCCACUGGGAAGCCGGGCCUAAAGGGCACUUCUGGUGGAGAUGGCCCUCCAGGCCCUCCUGGUGAAAGGGGCCCUCAAGGACCUCAGGGUCCAGUCGGAUUCCCAGGACCCAAAGGCCCCCCUGGGCCCCCUGGGAAAGAUGGGCUUCCAGGACACCCUGGGCAACGUGGGGAAACUGGAUUUCAAGGCAAGACAGGUCCCCCUGGACCAGGAGGUGUGGUUGGACCACAGGGACCAACGGGUGAGACUGGUCCAAUAGGUGAACGUGGACAUCCUGGACCUCCUGGACCACCUGGAGAGCAAGGUCUUCCUGGUGCUGCAGGAAAAGAAGGUGCCAAGGGUGACCCAGGUCCUCAAGGUAUCUCAGGAAAAGAUGGACCAGCAGGGUUACGCGGUUUCCCAGGUGAAAGAGGUCUUCCUGGAGCUCAGGGUGCACCUGGACUGAAGGGAGGAGAAGGCCCCCAGGGCCCACCAGGUCCAGUUGGCUCACCUGGAGAACGUGGAUCAGCAGGCACCGCAGGACCCAUUGGGUUGCCUGGGAGACCGGGACCCCAAGGCCCCCCAGGCCCAGCUGGAGAAAAAGGUGCACCAGGAGAGAAAGGUCCUCAAGGCCCUGCAGGAAGAGAUGGGGUCCAAGGCCCUGUGGGUCUCCCUGGGCCAGCUGGUCCUGCUGGCUCCCCGGGAGAAGAUGGAGAUAAGGGUGAAAUUGGUGAACCGGGACAGAAAGGCAGCAAGGGUGACAAAGGAGAGAAUGGCCCACCUGGUCCCCCAGGGCUUCAAGGACCUGUUGGAGCCCCUGGAAUUGCUGGAGGUGAUGGCGAACCAGGUCCUAGAGGACAGCAGGGCAUGUUCGGACAAAAGGGUGAUGAGGGAGCACGAGGUUUCCCAGGUCCCCCUGGUCCCAUAGGCCUUCAGGGUCUCCCAGGCCCACCUGGUGAGAAAGGAGAAAAUGGUGACGUUGGCCCCAUGGGUCCACCUGGUCCUCCUGGCCCCAGAGGCCCUCAAGGCCCUAAUGGAGCUGAUGGACCACAAGGACCUUCAGGAUCUGUUGGCUCAGUUGGUGGUGUUGGGCAAAAGGGUGAACCUGGAGAAGCAGGAAACCCCGGACCUCCUGGUGAAGCAGGUUCUGGUGGUCCGAAAGGAGAAAGAGGAGAAAAGGGAGAAGCUGGCCCACCGGGUGCUGCUGGACCUCCAGGUGCUAAAGGGCCACCGGGUGACGAUGGUCCUAAGGGAAACCCGGGUCCUGUUGGUUUUCCUGGAGACCCCGGCCCUCCUGGGGAGCCCGGCCCUGCAGGUCAAGACGGUGUUGGAGGUGAUAAGGGAGAAGAUGGAGACCCCGGACAGCCGGGUCCUCCUGGUCCAUCUGGUGAGGCUGGCCCACCAGGUCCUCCUGGAAAAAGAGGUCCUCCUGGUACUACAGGUGCAGAGGGACGGCAAGGAGAAAAAGGUGCUAAGGGAGAGGCAGGUGCUGAAGGUCCCCCUGGGAAAACUGGUCCUGUGGGUCCUCAAGGCCCUUCUGGAAAGCCUGGUCCUGAAGGUCUUCGUGGCAUCCCUGGGCCCGUGGGAGAACAAGGUCUUCCAGGAGCUGCAGGUCAAGAUGGACCUCCAGGCCCAAUUGGGCCUCCUGGUUUACCUGGCCUCAAAGGUGACCCUGGCUCCAAAGGAGAAAAGGGACAUCCUGGUUUAAUUGGCCUGAUUGGUCCUCCAGGGGAACAAGGAGAAAAGGGUGACAGGGGUCUCCCUGGUACUCAGGGAUCUCCAGGAGCAAAGGGAGAUGGGGGAAUUCCAGGCCCUGCUGGCCCCAUAGGCCCCCCUGGCCCUCCAGGAUUACCAGGUCCUCAAGGCCCCAAGGGUAACAAAGGCUCUUCCGGACCUGCAGGCCAGAAGGGUGACAGUGGCCUUCCUGGACCGCCUGGACCUCCGGGUCCACCUGGUGAAGUCAUUCAACCUUUACCAAUCCUGUCACCCAAGAAAACAAGAAGACAUACUGAGAGUGUGCAGGCAGAUGCAGUGGAUAACAUUCUUGACUACUCAGAUGGAAUGGAGGAGAUAUUUGGUUCCCUCAGUUCUCUGAAGCAAGACAUUGAGCACAUGAAAUUUCCAAUGGGCACUCAGAGCAAUCCAGCUCGGACAUGCAAAGAUCUGCAACUCAGCCAUCCUGACUUCCCAGAUGGUGAAUAUUGGAUUGAUCCAAAUCAAGGUUGUUCAGGAGAUUCCUUCAAAGUUUACUGUAAUUUCACAUCUGGUGGUGAGACUUGCAUUUAUCCGGACAAAAAGUCUGAGGGAGUAAGAAUUUCCUCGUGGCCAAAAGAGAAACCAGGAAGUUGGUUUAGUGAAUUUAAAAGAGGAAAACUGCUUUCGUAUUUAGAUGUUGAAGGCAAUUCUAUUAAUAUGGUGCAAAUGACAUUCCUGAAACUUCUGACGGCCUCUGCACGGCAGAACUUCACCUACAAUUGUCAUCAGUCAGCUGCCUGGUACGAUGCAUCCUCGGGAAGCUAUGACAAAGCGCUUCGGUUCCUGGGGUCCAAUGAUGAGGAGAUGUCCUAUGAGAACAGCCCCUACAUCAAGGCUCUGUAUGACGGCUGCGCGUCCCGAAAAGGCUAUGAGAAGACUGUGAUUGAAAUCAAUACACCGAAAAUUGAUCAAGUACCUGUCAUUGAUGUCAUGAUCAAUGAUUUUGGUGAUCAGAAUCAGAAGUUUGGAUUUGAAGUUGGUCCAGUUUGUUUCCUUGGCUAAGACUAAACAAAGAACACACAAAAUCAACAGAAAAUAUGCCUUGAUGCCACCAAACCAAUUUAUGCCACAUGCAAACUUUGAGUAAGGAUGGUAUAGAAUACAAUUUGGUAUACAUACAUGUACCAAUUAGGAAAUACUGAUCACCCCAAGAAAGCUUUGGUAAUCAAAAAGAUAUGAGCUAAGGUGGCUGGCAUUGAGACAAGGCUAAAUCUUGAUUCUUGACCUUCAUCUCUCCUUUCCCUAUUUGGAUUUCUUUGGUGCUGUAGAAAAAAAAGAGAG